Puma concolor (puma) is the source of this 2162-nucleotide messenger RNA. NCBI's taxonomy places the organism in Eukaryota, Metazoa, Chordata, Mammalia, Carnivora, Felidae. The record is from RefSeq and is a predicted model, not a curated record.
AUGAUCCCCCCGCAGGAGGCGUCCGCCCGGCGGCGGGAGAUCGAGGACAAGCUGAAGCAGGAGGAAGAGACGCUGUCCUUCAUCAGAGACAGCCUGGAGAAGAGCGACCAGCUCACCAAGAACAUGGUGUCUAUCCUGUCCUCCUUUGAGAGCCGCCUUAUGAAGCUGGAGAAUUCCAUCAUCCCUGUGCACAAGCAGACAGAGAACCUGCAGCGGCUGCAGGAGAAUGUUGAGAAGACUCUAUCCUGCCUGGACCACGUCAUCAGCUACUACCAUGUGGCCAGUGACACUGAGAAAAUCAUCAGGGAGGGCCCCACAGGCAGGCUGGAAGAGUAUCUGCGGAGCAUGGCCAAGAUUCAGAAGGCGGUGGAGUAUUUCCAGGACAAUAGCCCAGACAGCCCAGAGCUCAACAAAGUGAAACUGCUGUUUGAGCGGGGGAAGGAGUCUCUGGAGUCCGAGUUCCGCAGCCUGAUGACCAGGCACAGUAAGGUUGUCUCCCCUGUGCUCAUCCUGGAUCUGAUCAGCGGUGAGGACGAGCUGGAGGUCCAGGAGGAGGUGCCCCUGGAGCACCUGCCCGAGGGAGUGCUCCAGGAUGUGAUCCGCAUCUCCCGCUGGCUGGUGGAAUACGGCCGCAACCAAGAUUUCAUGAAUGUCUACUACCAAAUUCGCUCCAGCCAGCUAGACCGCUCCCUCAAGGGCCUGAAGGAACACUUCCGGAAGAGCAGUUGUUCCUCUGGGGUGCCCUACUCCCCUGCUAUCCCCAACAAGAGGAAAGACACGCCCACCAAGAAGCCCACCAAGAGGCCAGGGACGAUCCGUAAGGCUCAGAACCUUCUGAAACAGUAUUCCCAGCAUGGUCUAGAUGGGAAAAAGGGGGGCUCUAACCUCAUUCCUCUGGAAGGUCACGAGCAUGAUUUCCGAGUUAAGCACCUGUCGGAGGCCCUGAACGACAAGCACGGGCCGCUGGCUGGUGAAUGGGAGUGCAUGCCUGGCUCUCAGGGCCUGGGCCAAGGGGAGAAGUUGCUGCUACUUGGAAGCUGUGCCCUCGCCCCACUCUCUCAGGAUGCGCUGGAUGGGCUGAUGCUGGAAGGAGAGAACAUCGUGUCUGCUGCCCGGAAAGCCAUCAUCCGGCACGACUUCUCUGCCGUGCUCACCGUCUUCCCCAUCCUGCGGCACCUCAAGCAGACCAAGCCCGAGUUUGACCAAGUGCUCCAGGGAACGGCCGCCAGCACCAAGAAUAAGCUGGCCGGCCUCAUCACCUCCAUGGAGACCGUGGGAGCCAAGGCACUGGAAGACUUUGCUGACAACAUCAAGAAUGACCCGGACAAGGAAUACAACAUGCCCAAGGAUGGCACCGUGCAUGAGCUCACGAGCAACGCCAUCCUCUUCCUACAGCAGCUCCUGGACUUCCAGGAGACGGCUGGUGCCAUGCUGGCCUCCCAAGUUCUCGGGGACACAUACAAUAUUCCUUUAGACCCCCGAGAGACCAGUUCCUCAGCCACCAGCUACAGCUCUGAGUUCAGCAAGCGCCUGCUGAGCACGUAUAUCUGUAAAGUCCUGGGCAACCUGCAGUUGAACUUGCUGAGCAAGUCCAAGGUGUAUGAGGACCCGGCUCUGAGCGCCAUCUUCCUGCACAACAACUACAACUACAUCCUCAAGGCCCUGGAGAAAUCCGAGCUGAUCCAGCUGGUGGCCGUGACCCAGAAGACUGCCGAGCGCUCCUACCGGGAGCACAUCGAGCAGCAGAUCCAGACCUACCAGCGCAGCUGGUUAAAGGUGACUGACUACAUCUCUGAGAAGAAUCUACCUGUAUUCCAACCAGGAGUCAAGCUGAGGGACAAGGAGCGGCAGAUGAUCAAGGAGCGGUUCAAGGGCUUCAACGAUGGCCUUGAAGAAUUGUGCAAAAUCCAGAAGGCCUGGGCUAUUCCUGACACGGAGCAGAGAGACAAGAUUCGCCAAGCUCAGAAAAACAUCGUCAGGGAGACCUAUGGGGCCUUUCUGCACAGGUAUGGCAGCGUGCCCUUCACCAAGAACCCUGAGAAGUACAUCAAGUACCGCGUGGAACAGGUGGGCGACAUGAUCGAGCGCCUCUUUGACACCUCUGCCUGAGCCUGCUACUGCUCCUGCCUGGCUCUGCCAGGUCAGCCAUGUUAUUGGACAGA